AUGUUUGGUGUGAGAUCUUUUGCAUUUACCGUAGUCCUCGUCGUGGCUUUGGUCGAAGCUCACGAAGGGAUCAUCAAUAACGCGUUCUUGGUCUUGGGAUUGGAUCAAGCGAAGCUCUCGCAAAUUCUGAAGGACUCUAAUCUCUUGGCCAAACUUGGGCUCAACCCUCCAUGCGAGGAGAAGGAGAAGAAGCAAGGAGGCGGUGGGGGAGCAGUUACGGUCCUUCCACACGUAAAUAGUACCCUCCCUUCUAAGGCUGAGGAGGAGGAUCUCAGCGCAAUCUUGAACGGAAAUUUCAAAUUCAACUUUGACCCCGAGAAGAACAAGAACGAGAAGUGCUUGAAAUACAUCAUCGGAGAGGAUGGACAAAGUAAGCGCCUUUUUAUGCAACAUAAACCGUAUGUAGCUUACAUAUAUCAUCUUAUUUAUUUUCAUUUUUCCAUUUCCAGAGAGCUGCCACGAUUUCUUGGCCAAAUACAAGCUGGAGAAGGCUGAAGAACUCCAAUUCAAAGACUUUUUCGAUUUCUCCUGGGCUUUCCAUGAGGAGGUCAGCAAGGCCAACAGCUUCGGUACGCUCAAGUCCGCACUUCAAGGCCGCAAUGAGACACAAACUUUGCACGGAGUGUUCGACAUUAUCUUUAACCUUUUCCAAUCCAAAGUCACAGAGAGAACCUCGAAACUGAACGAAAAGUCUGUUGACUUCUUCAAGCAGGUAAGUAAACCUUGUAAAAAAACAUAUAUAUGAUCUACUUGACUCCAAGCCGAUUGUUAAACCGAUUUUUAUUGGAAAACACAAAGAAGAUUAUGAUAUUGCUUCAGAUUGGCGGAGUCGGAGCUGAAUGGGCCAAGAAUGUUUGGGGCUUGUGGUUGAAGGCCUCCCCAGCCGUAAAGAGCAAUUUGGCCGGCCUUUGCAGCGUCACCACCAAUUUCGUUCAGCACAACUCAACCCAAAAGAUCUUUGCCUUCAGCUACAACUACACCUACACCGUCUCUGGUUAA
Messenger RNA from Bursaphelenchus xylophilus (pine wood nematode), 999 nucleotides. NCBI's taxonomy places the organism in Eukaryota, Metazoa, Nematoda, Chromadorea, Rhabditida, Aphelenchoididae. The record is from the annotation of a GenBank genome assembly.